AUGCAAGAAGAAAAUGGGAAGGAAACAACGCUUUCUGGUGAUGAAGCUAAAGACUUCCAUAAGUCUCUAGAUGAGUUUGACGACAAGUGUACUUGCAAGCUUCUGAAGGAAAUGAAAGAGAUAUUGGAGAAAAUGAAGAAAAGACAUUCCAAUCCUAUCGAUUUAAAUGAAUUCUAUCGUCUAUUUGAGAGAUAUCUCAGAACUAGAAGCGAAAAGAUAGUAUGGGAAGACAUUAAAUCUCCAAAGGACAAGAUUAUUCAGUAUAGCGAUAUACCCGAUCCAAGUGAAAAAUCAAAGGAGUUGGUGAAGAAGCUGGCAGUGCUGAAGCUUAACGGAGGGUUGGGAACAACAAUGGGAUGCAAUGGGCCAAAAAGUGCCAUAACAAUUAAGGAUGGAAAGAAUUUCAUAGAUCUAGUUGUGAAGCAGAUGAGAUAUUUGAACACCAAGUAUGACAUUGAAGUUCCGUUGAUACUGAUGAAUUCGUUCAAUACUGAGUGCAUGACAGAAAAGAUUGUAUUCCGAUAUGAUGGAAUCAGGAAGUUCUCACAAAGUAAAUUCCCUAGGAUUUCAUCGGAAACACUACUUCCUGUAUCGUCUUCAUACGGAGAUAAAGGAAUGUACCCGCCCGGACAUGGAGAUUUAUUCUACUCAUUGAAAAACAGUGGAAUGCUUGAAGAACUGCUAAAUGAAGGAUAUGAAUAUCUUUUUGUGUCUAACAUUGACAACCUAGCUUCCACAGUCGAUCUAAAGCUACUGGAAUACUUCGCCACUAAUAACUUAGGAUUUCUUAUGGAGGUUACUGAUAAAACACGUGCCGAUGUCAAGGGGGGAACUCUUAUAGAGUAUAAAGGAGCACUGAGACUCCUUGAGAUAGCUCAAGUUCCAUCGAACAAGAAGUCUGAGUUUACCAACUUCAGGAAGUUUACAAUAUUCAACACGAACAAUAUUUGGAUCAACUUGAAGGACAUGAAGAAGAAGUUAGAAGAAGGAUUUUUUGAUCUAGAUAUCAUCGAGAAUAAAAAGACUUUAGGUAAGGAAACGGUUAUCCAACUAGAAACAGCCAUAGGAUCUGCAAUCAAGUACUUUCCAAAUUCCUGCGGAAUAGUGGUUCCCCGGUCUAGAUUUCUUCCUGUGAAGACUUGCUCCGACCUAUUUCUUGUUGAGAGCAAUUUGUUUGUCGAGAAGAAUGGUACUCUACAACUUCAUCCAUCGAGAGUCCCAAGAGCAUGCCCUGUGGUUAAGCUAGAGGGAGAGAACUUUUCGAAGAUAGAGAGUUAUGAAAAAUGCUUUAAAGGGAUCCCUGACAUUCUUGAGCUGGAUCACUUGACGGUUAGUGGGAAUAUCACAUUUGGAAAGAAUGUAGUUCUUAAAGGAACAAUCAUCGUAUUAGUGGACGAGAAAAAGGAAAUUUAUGUCCCCGAUGGAUCAGUGCUAGAAGACGAGAUCCUACAUGGUCAUCUCCCCAGGAGAGAACUAUAG
Encephalitozoon intestinalis ATCC 50506 is the source of this 1479-nucleotide messenger RNA. RefSeq names its product UTP glucose 1 phosphate uridyltransferase 1. Gene Ontology annotation, molecular function: UTP:glucose-1-phosphate uridylyltransferase activity. Gene Ontology annotation, cellular component: cytoplasm. The record is from RefSeq and is a predicted model, not a curated record. Gene Ontology annotation, biological process: UDP-alpha-D-glucose metabolic process; glycogen metabolic process. Bases 1 to 1479 code for a protein of 492 amino acids. Lineage: Eukaryota; Fungi; Microsporidia; Unikaryonidae. The transcript has a single exon.